This is a messenger RNA of Drosophila mojavensis, 2174 nucleotides long. RefSeq names its product serine/threonine-protein kinase NLK (gene nmo). Gene Ontology annotation, molecular function: MAP kinase activity; ATP binding. The coding region runs from base 105 to 1775 and encodes 556 amino acids. The transcript is spliced from 7 exons. The record is from RefSeq and is a predicted model, not a curated record. Gene Ontology annotation, cellular component: cytoplasm; nucleus. Lineage: Eukaryota; Metazoa; Arthropoda; Insecta; Diptera; Drosophilidae. Gene Ontology annotation, biological process: protein phosphorylation; intracellular signal transduction.
UUAAAUAAAAUUCAAAUAACAACAACAACAUCAACAAAGUGUGCGUAACAACAACAAUAAUAACAGAAAUCCAAAAUUACAAACUUCUAAUGGGCAACUAUUGAAUGGCGGCCAUUAGUGGCCCCAAGCGGCAUCCAUUGAGCAGUCAACACCAUUUCUCCCAUCCAACUACCACCACCACCACCACCGCCACCGCCACGAACUGCAGCAGCAGCACCACCACCACCACAACCACCAACACCAGCAGCAACGGCAACAUCAACAGCACUAACAACAACAGCAAGCAACGACUUUAUAUCUAUCAAACGCCAGCUAAUCCCCAGCACACAGCACAAAGUUACUCCACCACUACCAACACCACCACCACCAACAUCGCCACUGCCAUCGCCACCGUAGCCGCCGUCGCCACCACCACUAAGAAGAGCAACAGCAGCAGCAUCAACAGCUGCCCAAAUUCUUCAGCUGCUGCGCCGCGUAGCUCGAUGAGCGUUUCGAUGUCACUGGUACAGGGUGGUGCUGCCGGUGGUGCGCCACAGGGCGCCAGCGCAAUAUUGGCCGCAGCGGCUCCAUAUUAUCAGCCGCCAGCGGUGCCACAGGAUGUCCAGCCGGAUCGUCCAAUUGGCUACGGUGCAUUCGGAGUUGUCUGGGCCGUCACAGAUCCACGCGAUGGCCGUCGCGUCGCACUGAAAAAGCUGCCGAAUGUGUUCCAAUCUCUGGUCUCAUCCAAGCGUGUUUUUCGUGAGCUCAAAAUGCUUUGCUUUUUCAAGCAUGAAAACGUGCUGUCAGCUUUGGACAUUUUACAGCCACCACAUUUGGACUUCUUUCAGGAAAUCUAUGUGAUAACUGAACUGCUGCAAUCGGAUCUGCACAAGAUCAUCGUGUCGCCGCAGCAUCUGUCGGCGGACCACAUCAAGGUCUUUCUCUAUCAGAUACUGCGUGGCCUGAAGUAUUUGCACUCGGCCAGGAUACUGCAUCGGGACAUCAAGCCGGGCAAUCUGUUGGUCAACUCCAAUUGUGUGCUGAAGAUAUGCGACUUUGGGCUGGCACGCGUCGAGGAGCCCGACCAGGCCAAGCACAUGACCCAGGAGGUGGUCACACAAUACUAUCGGGCACCCGAAAUACUCAUGGGCGCUCGCCACUAUUCGUCGGCUGUGGAUGUGUGGUCGGUGGGCUGCAUCUUUGGUGAGCUGCUGGGCCGGCGCAUAUUGUUCCAGGCGCAGAAUCCGGUGCAGCAGCUGGAGCUCAUCACCGAGCUGCUGGGCACGCCCACCAUGGAGGAUAUGCGUCAUGCGUGCGAGGGCGCACGCACACACAUGCUGCGGCGGGCGCCCAAGCCGCCAUCGUUCUCGGUGCUCUACACGCUCAGCUCACAUGCCACGCACGAGGCGGUGCAUCUGCUCUGCCAGAUGCUUGUCUUUGAUCCGGACAAGCGCAUUUCGGUGACAGAUGCUCUGGCGCAUCCGUAUCUGGAUGAGGGCCGUCUGCGCUAUCAUUCGUGCAUGUGCAAAUGCUGUUUCACUACCUCAGCCGGAAUGCGUCAGUAUACGGCGGACUUUGAGCCCUCCGCCGGGCAGCCCUUCGAUGAUUUAUGGGAGCGCAAGCUCACCUCAGUGCAGCAGGUGAAGGAGGAGAUGCACAAAUUCAUUGCCGAGCAACUGCAAACGGGCCGUGUGCCGCUCUGCAUUAAUCCGCAGAGUGCGGCCUUCAAGAGCUUUGCCAGCUCCACUGUGGCACAUCCUUCGGAGCUGCCGCCUUCGCCACAUCAAUGGGAAUGACGGCAAAAUGAGGCGAUUGCUGCCUAAAAUAUCAAAAGCAACACUCAGCAAACAACAACAACAACAGCAACAACUUGAACAACAAUAGCUAGCUAUAUACAUGCGUACACAUGUAUGUGUAUGCUAUAUAUAGCUAUAUCAAAUAUGGACAAGGAGCCGUGCGACUUGCAGCUCCGCUACAACGCCUUCGGGACAGCAAAUGGAUAACAACGAUUACAAUUUUAAAGCGCCAAAAAACAGUUUUGCUCAGCGCUGUCUGUUUCAAAGUUAAAGCAUUCCACCACCGAAACUAAAACAACAAAUAAACAAAAUGUAACGUAACUCAACUGAAACUAGUCUAAAAAAAAAAAAAUAAAGAAAGAAAGAAACAAGAGUAAAGUAAAGCAAAGCAAACAACAA